AAGGAUUAGCUUUAUGUGUACCGGAAACGCGACAAGCAGUCCAGAAUUUUCUUGAAGAAGCUGCCAAAUCAAAAUUUGAACUGGUGGACGUUUCAGUUCCGUUACACGUACAUGGAACGUCAUUGAUCCUAACCUUGAGUGCACAAAGCUGCUUAAACUGCCUCAAAAUGGGAGCGAGCCCCCAGUUCGUAGAUGGCCUGUACCCAACAAGCCUAGAGAAGGCCGUCCGUCAAGGCUUGCAGUGCUCGGCUGGCUUGCUCGCCCCCCGGGUUAAAAGCUUCUCCAUCCUCGGGGAGCUCCUGCAACGUCGCUAUGGCAACCACUACUACUGCAAGUCCCGGAACCUCGGACUGGAGCUGACCCGCCAGUACGACGAGGCGCUGACCGGAUGUGACGUCAUCGUGAUGCCGACCAUGCCCCACGGCGCGACACGGCUCCCGGAGAAAAAAUCUACAGCCUCUGCUUCGCUUACAGCAUACUUGAAAGAGAACAUCGACCAGAUAGACAACACGUGCCCUGCCAAUAUGACUGGUCACCCAGCCUUGACCUUGCCGCUAGGUCAACUGGGUGACGGGUCUAAAGACAGUCUGAUGAUCGUCGGCAAGAAAUUUGAUGAGGUGACAGUACUACAGGUGGCCAGGACUUUGGAGAAACUGAUUGUUGCCAGACAUUAGCACACGAUAUGGAAAGACAAAAACAAAUAAAAUGUUAAACAUGACAUAAAGAGAACUAAAUUAAAAUAAAUGAGUAGGGUUCGAUUUUCACAAUGAGCUGCAUGUACUUUUAAUAACAUUAUUCUGGUUGAU
Molecule: messenger RNA, 806 nt
Organism: Physella acuta
Lineage: Eukaryota; Metazoa; Mollusca; Gastropoda; Physidae
Molecular function (GO): catalytic activity
Source: RefSeq, a predicted model, not a curated record